This is a messenger RNA of Rosa rugosa (rugosa rose), 2770 nucleotides long. RefSeq lists its product as uncharacterized. Gene Ontology annotation, molecular function: pre-mRNA 3'-splice site binding; poly-pyrimidine tract binding. Bases 1285 to 2325 code for a protein of 346 amino acids. The transcript has 7 exons. The record is from RefSeq and is a predicted model, not a curated record. NCBI's taxonomy places the organism in Eukaryota, Viridiplantae, Streptophyta, Magnoliopsida, Rosales, Rosaceae. Gene Ontology annotation, cellular component: U2AF complex; nuclear speck; commitment complex.
CAUUCAACAUUUAGAUUGCAUUUGAUAUAGACUUUUGGGGCUCACCUAUGCUCUUUCCUAUUGUUAGUAUCUACUGUUUAGAUUUCCCGAUUGAUGUGCUUGACUUUUAAGUCUAUUUUAGCCUUAGUUACUUUUAUGUGCUGUUGCGUUUAUAAUUUUACAUGUUGUCAUAAGCUUCUUUAGUACUGUUCUUACAAACUCUAUUUCUUUUCCUUCUUUUUUAAAUUUCUAUUGUCCAAGCAAUUCUUUUCAUAGCAUUGCAAACAUAAUUAAAAACAUGAACAUGGUUGACAAGGAGCUUUAUGUGCUUAAGGCUAAUGAUCAGCAAAUCCGGUGUUUGUUUUUUUGUUAUUUUGUUUCUGUUUUUUUUUUAAUUAUUAAUUAAUUAAUUUAUUUUUAACCAACCUGUAGACUCCCUACUUUAACUACAGGAGUAGGUGGGUAGAGAUAAACAAUAUUGAAGUUCAUUCCUGGGUGGCUACAUUUAUUCUGAUAUGAAUUACGAGCCAAUGGUCACUCUGAUUCUUAUGUGUUGCCUUCUUUCUAACAAAAUGACUCAUCCUUGUCAGUGUUGCCUUUUAUCCUAUGCUCUACGCAAGAACAGUUUAUCUUCCCCAUCUAGUCUUUAUCUGUGAAACCUGUGCGCUAUAUCGUCCAAAGAUAGAGAAUUGAAGUACCUCCUUAAAACCCCAAGGGAUCUAUAAUAUAAUAUAAUCUAAUUUUUUUUAUCACUAUUUAUCAUUUACUGAAAUUAGCUCCCACUUAAUUAUAAACAUCCAAUGUCAUUUUGGUACCUGUUAUUUUUGAAGUUUUGGAAGUCCGCGGUUUCAUUGUAUUCAUUAUCUGACUAGAAAGCUGAGGACCUAGGUUAGAAUAUAUAUUUAAGAAAUUCAACCUGGCAUAGAUUCUUUUGACCAGUGUUUGAUGGGAUGAUUACAUUUUCUGAUUAAAGAAUUAACACAUGAUGAAAAUGCUACGUAGUGUCAAAAGGUUUUGUAGUUUCAUGAAAUAUAUGCCAAAGAUAAUUCCACGUUGAUUUUUAUUUUAUUCUCAGUAAUUGAUUUUAUAUAUUUUCUUAUGACCAAUGCCUUUUUAAUGAAGAGACCAUAGUGAAAUCAGAAGCUUUAAUUCCAAUAAUUUAAUGUUUGAAUUCCUACAAUUCAGUGCCUAUGCUGUAAACAUGAACUAUUUUUGGUUGAACUACUAUCUACUGCUGCUUUGCCGAAUCUGAGGUAUGUUGUGCUUACCAUCCAUGGAGCAGAUUUUCAGACAGUUGCUAUUUUCAUGCAGACUGGCGAUCCCGAGAAAUCAGUGGCUGCGGCUGAGAGUAUUGAGACAAUAAGUGAUGCUGUGAACGAUUCUCCUAACAAGAUUUUCAUUGGUGGGAUAUCAAAGGCUCUUUCCUCAGAAAUGCUUCUGGAAAUCGUUACUGUCUUUGGACCUUUGAAGGCAUACCAUUUUGAGGCCAAUGAGGAACUUAAUGAACCAUGUGCUUUUCUAGAGUAUGUCGGCCAGUCAGUUACUCUCAAAGCCUGUGCGGGUCCGAAUAGUAUCAAAUUGGAAGGGAGAGUGCUAACUGUGGUUCAGGCAAUUCGUAGUGGAUCAUCCAUGGUAAAUAGUGGAAAUGCAUCACUCUAUGAGAUCCCAGAACAUGCAAAGCCACUUCUCAAACAACCUUCACAUAUCCUGAAGCUUAGAAAUGUGUUCAAUCUGGAGCAUAUGUCAUCACAGUCUGAACAAGAGAUUGAAGAAGUUCUGGAAGAUGUGCGAUUAGAAUUUGCCAGGUUUGGCAUGGUUAAAUCUGUAAAGAUCUUCAAGCAUGCAAACAAUCACAUUGUCACCACUAGAGCGUGUGAAGCUGUCAAUGAUACAGAAUCUGGUGGGCACUGGCAACAUUUAUGUUCUGAAGAAAAAGGAGCAAAAACAGAGACUUUGGACCAACAUAUUGAUAAUGACGGCAAGGAAACUAGUGGAGUGAAGCUUACUGGGGAACAUAAAGAAGUUGAAGUCCCAGAAAGUAAUUGCUUUGGUUAUUAUAAACCAGCAGAUGAUUUUGUAGAGGACAAGUCAUGUCAAAUGGGCCAACCAGAUAAAGAUAUUGAAAUCCAAGGAAGCAAUGACUCACUUAAUAGGGAUCCCGAAGAACUCAGCAACCAGUCAAACGGCAUGGAAGAUGCGUCAGAGUAUUAUAAUGAUAAAACUUCUGAAGUUACAACAGUAGAGAGUUCUAUUCUAGAGGAAGUUGAUGGUAAGAAACAAGAGACUUUUGCUGGAACAGAUGACAAUGUGGGAACAGAAACAGACUAUUCUGGAGAGUGGAACUAAGGAGCAGCAUAAUGGGAAGGAGAAUGAUUUUGAUUGUGGAAGCAUUUUCGAGCCUGGGUGUGUCUUUGUGGAGUUUGGGAGAACAGAAGCCUCUUGGAUGGCAGCACAUUGUUUACAUGGACGAGUUUUUGAGGAUCGGCGAUUGUGACAGUGGAGUAUAUCACGCCUGAUCAUUACAGGGCGAAAUGUUUGAACUGAGCAUAUGUUUGAAUGCACUGUUUGGAUGUUGGUCAGUGAUCCAUUUUGGCUCGUUGCUGUGAUAGUUUUCUGUAUAUCCGUUUUAGAGUUUGAUCAUGGAAAUCUUUAUUGAAAUAUUCAGUUUAAUUAAGGCAGACUCUAGAGUAGGAAAUGAUGUAUGCCCUCUUUUAUUAUUGUUUGUCUAGAGCAAUGUUUUGAUCAAAAGAAAUAAAAUAAAAUAAAAAAACCCAUGCGACUUCACCUUCUA